Molecule: messenger RNA, 414 nt
Organism: Penicillium mononematosum
Lineage: Eukaryota; Fungi; Ascomycota; Eurotiomycetes; Eurotiales; Aspergillaceae
Exons: 2
Coding region: 1-414 (137 amino acids)
Source: RefSeq, a predicted model, not a curated record
AUGCAAGGAAACAUCGACGCAAAGAUGGAUGAUGAAUUCGUGUAUGGCGUUGCCACGGAUAGUUUCGAGUGGGUCUUCAUCCAUUUUCGAGCGAACAGCCAGUAUAUAAACCGGAGGUACAAAUGGCACAACAAUAGUGUCAAGAUUGUUCCCCUUUUAUACAUGACCCUCGAGAUUGCCGCAGGUUCUUCCAUCCUAUCGCCUAACGACCACGGUCAACUCAAAGAGCUCACGAAGGUCACUAAGAGCAUAUCGCCGAUCUCGCGAGCGAAAGAAGAUAGAUCAGGAGAUAUCACGCAUCCUGAACGCCAAAGAAUCCACGAUAGCCACCGGCCUGUAUUACUACCUGUUUGGUCGAAACCAACCUCAGCGCAAGCGAUGGCGUGGAGGUUCCAGCACUCAUCCCACAACUAA